This is a messenger RNA of Sinocyclocheilus grahami, 2521 nucleotides long. It is a transcript of the gene pfkfb3, whose product is annotated as 6-phosphofructo-2-kinase/fructose-2,6-biphosphatase 3. Bases 215 to 1774 code for a protein of 519 amino acids. The transcript has 16 exons. Gene Ontology annotation, molecular function: ATP binding; fructose-2,6-bisphosphate 2-phosphatase activity; 6-phosphofructo-2-kinase activity. Gene Ontology annotation, biological process: fructose 2,6-bisphosphate metabolic process; fructose metabolic process. The record is from RefSeq and is a predicted model, not a curated record. Gene Ontology annotation, cellular component: cytosol. Lineage: Eukaryota; Metazoa; Chordata; Actinopteri; Cypriniformes; Cyprinidae.
GCUGAUGGGAGACGUGCCGUUAGAGAUUACCGAGAAGCAGAGCGAGGAGGUCUUCAGCAUUGUAACUGAUACAACUCGGCGCAAACCUUCAAACAGCGUUUAAAGAAGAGCGUCGCUAAUCCUUCAUUUUGCGUUUGUGUUCGCAAAAAGUCUUUGCGAAGCCGGCGUGUAACGUGCCGCUGCAUUCUUGCUGAUAUUUCCCAAUCCUAAAGGAAUGCCAAGGGAACUAACACAGAACAGGAUCCAAAAAAUCUGGAUUCCCUCUAAGGAUGACAAACCUUCAAUGCCCCGCACAUCACGUGGAGGCCCCCACCUGGCAAACCCCCCAACAGUGAUAGUGAUGGUAGGGCUUCCUGCUCGGGGCAAAACCUACAUAUCAAGGAAACUCACACGCUACCUCAACUGGAUUGGUAUUCCCACAAAAGUCUUUAACGUUGGCGAGUAUCGUCGAGAGGCAGUGAAACACUACAGCGCUUACGAUUUCUUCAAAUCGGACAAUGAGGAUGCCGUUAAAAUCCGACAGCAGUGUGCCUUGGCCGCUCUGAGAGAUGUCAAGAGUUACCUCACUGAAGAGGAAGGUCAAGUGGCUGUUUUUGAUGCAACAAACACAACCAGAGAGCGGCGAGAUAUGAUCCUGGAGUUUGGUGCAGAAAAUGGCUUCGAGAUUUUCUUCAUUGAGUCUGUUUGUGACGACCCAAAUGUAAUCGCCUGUAAUAUCUUGGAAGUUAAGGUGUCAUGUCCUGACUAUCAAGAUUGCAACAAGACGGAUGCCAUGGAUGACUUUAAGAAAAGAAUUGAAUGUUACAGAAUGAGCUAUCAGCCACUUGACCCUGACCAAUAUGACAAAAAUUUGUCCUUCAUCAAAGUGAUUGACGUGGGUCGUAGAUUCCUGGUGAACCGCAUUCAAGACCACAUCCAGAGUCGGAUCGUCUACUACCUGAUGAACAUCCAUGUGCAGCCACGGUCUAUUUAUUUGUGUCGCCAUGGUGAGAGCCAACACAACAUGCAGGGCCGACUGGGCGGAGACUCUGGACUGUCUACACGUGGACGAAAGUUCGCAGGAGCUCUUGCUGAAUUUGUGGAAGAGCAGAACUUGAAAGACUUGAAGGUUUGGACAAGCCAGAUGCGCCGUAGUAUCCAAACCGCCGAGGCCCUCAACGUGCCGUAUGAACAGUGGAAAGCCCUGAAUGAGAUUGAUGCUGGUCUGUGUGAGGAGAUGACUUAUGAAGACGUGAGGGAGAGGUUUCCAGAAGAGUUUGCUCUCAGAGAUCAAGAUAAAUACUACUACCGCUACCCCUCCGGAGAGUCAUAUCAGGAUUUGGUUCAACGGGUGGAACCUGUGAUCAUGGAACUGGAGCGAAAGGAAAAUGUUCUUGUCAUUUGUCAUCAGGCUGUGAUGCGCUGCCUAUUAGCCUACUUCUUGGACAAAAGUGCAGAUGAAAUGCCGUACCUGAAGUGUCCACUUCACACAAUACUGAAGCUGACCCCAGUGGCUUAUGGGUGCAAAGUUGAAUCCAUCUCUCUGAAUGUGGAUGCGGUGAACACACAUAGAGACAGACCAGAGGAGGUGAAGAGAGGCCCGAGCACUUUGAUCAGGAGAAACAGCGUGACCCCUCUCACCAGCCCUGAACCCAAUAAGAAGUCCCGCAUGGAGGGUCUGGAUGAUCCGAUCAUCAGAGAGGUGACGCCCGUCCAACUGACCCUGUGUUCAGUGUCACACACCACCCUCGCUCUGUCCACACAGCACUGGCUUAGUGAAGCUUGUCUAACCUGAAGAAAUGCUCCAUAGAGUGCCAUGAACCCCCUCAGCUCUGCCUGUGAGAUUUUAAGGCUGUAUUGCUUUACUCAGCGCGGAAGAGUUUCCUGCCAAGCUGCUUCCUCUUUUCCUCCCAGAGAGGUGUGUGUGUGUCCAUCUUUCAACAAAUGGACACUAGAGUGCAACCUGGGUUUUUCUAUUUAUCCUUCAUGAAUUCGUAAUUAAUGUACGUAUCGUGUGGUUUGUCCUAGUAAGGAGUUUAGUGAUUUCUGUGUGUGUUUUUGCGUAUGAAGGGAAAUCAGAGCCCAGUGGCGGGGAUUAAACAAUGUUGUCAACCACCCCCACAUUUUUGGACACUAUUCCCUGUUUACGUAAUACAGGAUACCACUUGUAGAUGAUUUUAUUCUGGUCUCGGCCAGUUUUUUUAACACUGACGGUAAGAAUAUGCCCUGAACUUUGAAGGACGAUGCUAAAACAGACCAAAGAUCACCCGCAGACGCUUACGGGCUGAUUCGUGGCUUUUCUGCACUCACUUUCAAACAUAUAUACUACAAAUAAAUUGCACAUUAUAAUUGCACAUUUAGACAAUUUGCAUUUAUUUGUCUGAAAUUCUGAGGGCGAUAAUGAAUCUUACCAUUUGUAAUGCUGCUCACAGUUUUGAAAGCUGUUUAAAAGUUCUCAUGGUGUCCACUGCAGUUUCAGAUGAUUUGUGUUAUGGAUAUGGAUUUGUUUUUUUGUGUGUUUUUAAGACCUGAUGACAAGGUC